GCGGAUCGGAAUCAACUUCUACUUCCUGCUUCACAAACACACCAACUCCGCUCUGCGUGACUCAACCACCUUCUUGCGGGUUUCACGCACUUUUCUCAGGUUCCAAGUCCCGCAAAGUCCGACUCGAUUCGGUUCCGUCCGGCUCCCUCCUCUUGGGCCGAACCGCUACUGGACGGUUGGGUCCAGUUAACGGGUUGGGCGGGUUUAAUUAGAGAAGUAAUAGUGCAAUGGUUCUGUUUUGGGAUCGUUAAUCAGCGGGACACUUUGGAGGAGUUCCCGGACCACCCAGACCGAACCGGACCGGCUCGGUGCUGUAGAUUUACGGCCGGACCGGAACCCUGAAGUGGGUCGUUGAUCAGCAGCUGCCCGAAUCGGAGCUGCUCCCCUCCCAAUCCCGGGCACAAGGACUCUGACACCCCGGUCCAGAUCCUGGUUCUGUACCGUUUCCAGGUUCGGAACAGUCCCGAAAGGCUCGUCCGGACCGGAUCCAACUGUCCCGACGCCCUCCGACCUGCACGUCAUGGCAUCCUUCAUCCUCCUCUUCCUCCUGGCCGUGACGGGCGGAGCCGUCAGCCAAUCCAACGACUCGACAGAACCGAUGUGCUACGACUGGGGCGAGUCCAGCCAGGCGGCGGUUCUGGUUCUGGACGGCGAGGCCGGCUGGGUCUCCUGCCCGCUCUUCUCUCACCCGGCCGUCUACAACUACACGACGGCCCAGAGCGCCGGGCACGACCUGGUCUGGUACCGCCUGCUGGACGGCCACGACCUGGAGCAGCCCAUCCCCUACAGCUCGCGGGUCAGCAGAGAGCGGGAACGGCUCUGGCUGCAGCCGGCCGUCGCUAACGACACGGGGCAGUACAUCUGCAUGCUGCGCAACAAGUCGUCCUGCAGCAGGAUCGCCGUGCGUCUCCAGGUGCUGCUGCGAGACCAGGCGGUCCGAUCCGCCGGAUGCCCGCAGGUUGCCAUGGCAGCGACUGAGGCGCUGAUCGGCUUCCAGCAGGGGAAGACGCUGACCUGUCCGAACCUGCAGGACGCCUCCAAGAUGGCCGACAGCGACCCGACGGUCAACUGGACCUACGUGAACCAAGACAUGUCGAGGUGUGAUCCGUACCCGUUCUGGGACAAUCACCGGGAGCAGGUCAGAACCGAUCUCCAGAUCCACAACAUGCUGAUCCCCUAUGAGGGCCUGUACUUCUGCACGGUCUGGUACCGGCGGAGAGGCGGGUCGCUGAGCUUCACCAGGAGCAUCAAAGUCUCAGGGAUCUCAGAUCCCACCACCUUGCCCAAAGACCCGAACAUCCUCCACCCGACCAACGGCAAGGUCUUCCCGGUCAGAACCAACUCAGACGUCCACCUGACCUGCAGAGGCCAGCUUCCUUUCAUCAUCGACAAACCUGAACGGGAGAUUUGGUGGACGGUUGACGGAAAGAGGGUGGAGCAGCUGAACGACGGCCGCUUCAGCCAAACCAACAGCACAACAGAUGACCACCGCGACCUGACAGCGGUGACCAUCCUGAAGAUCACAGACGUCCAAUCUGAAGAUCUGCAGCGAAACUUCACCUGCUCAGUGAAAAACGCGCGCGGCUCCAUGGCCCGCUGGGUCCAGCUGGAGGAAGAGGUGUCGCUGCCCUCCGUGGAGCUGGGCUGCGGCCUCGGCGUCACUCUGGUGCUCAUGCUGCUGCUCUUUGUGGUUUAUCACGUCUUCUGGCUGGAGCUGCUGCUGCUGUACCGCUCCUGGUUCGGCACCGACGAGCGGCACACAGACGAUAAGGAGUUUGACGUCUACAUCUCGUACGCGCGGAACAGCGAGGAGGAGCAGUUCGUCCUGUCGACGCUGCGCGGCGUCCUGGAGAACGAGCUCGGCUACUCCGUCUGCAUCUUCGACCGGGACAGUCUGCCCGGAGGGACCAUCACAGACGAGACACUGAGCUUCGUGGCUCGCAGCCGGCGCCUCCUGGUGGUGGUCAGCCCCGGAUACGCCUCGCGGGGCUCGCAGGCGCUGCUGGAGCUGAAGGCCGGCAUCGACAGCAUGGCGCUGGGCGGCCACCUGCGGGUCAUCCUGGUCCAGUACCGGCCCGUCCAGAGGCAGAGCCUGGUCCGGGAGCUGCGGCGGGCCCGCGUGGCGCUGGCGCUGGUCCGCUGGAAGGGGGACAAGUCCAAGGAGCUGACGUCCCGCUUCUGGAAGCAGCUGAGGGUGGAGCUUCCUGUGAGGAGAGCCGGCAGGGAGCAGCAGGAGGGGAGCAGCAAGGAGGCGGCGCUGAUGAGGCUCAUCAGCCAGAACAGCACCAACUCCCAGACCGGCCUCAUCAGCAACAUCACCAAAACGCCUCAGAACAUCCCCAACUCCGCAGCCUGACCCGGACGGCUCCAAACCAACUGGAGGAGCACAAACCAGUCAAACCAGUCCAACCGCUCCAGAGUCAGACUGUCAGACCCGCUCAGAGGAGCAAGUUCUGCUCUGGUACCCGCUGAUUAUUUGGUCCUGGAAGAGAGAACCAAUCAGGAUGCGCUAACAGAGGCGACAGAAGAUUGGAUUCAUCCAUGGAGAGCCAAAGAAGGUCAAAGGUCAACCAUUUUCUGCUGAACCUGAGCCAAGAGUUGGGUUCAAA
Xiphophorus couchianus (Monterrey platyfish) is the source of this 2609-nucleotide messenger RNA. It is a transcript of the gene il1rap, whose product is annotated as interleukin 1 receptor accessory protein. Gene Ontology annotation, biological process: signal transduction. Lineage: Eukaryota; Metazoa; Chordata; Actinopteri; Cyprinodontiformes; Poeciliidae. The coding region runs from base 521 to 2356 and encodes 611 amino acids. The transcript has 12 exons. The record is from RefSeq and is a predicted model, not a curated record.